CCCCCAGCGCCGCCUCCCCACGCCGCCGUCGCCGCCUCCAGCCUCAUCACCACCCACCGCCGCUCCUCCUCCCUCCUCUCCGCCGCUACCACCUCAGCCUCAACCCUCCGCCUCUCUCCUCUUCGCCACCACGCCGCCGUCCAACUCCCCCCUUACGUCGUUAGUAACCCCUAAUUUCGCCGGCGAUAAGGGCAAUGAGAGAAGUAAUGGGAGUGUAGUGCAUGCAAAAGCAUUUGUCAAAGCUCGAACCUUUUCUCCGUAGAGUGGUACAGGAAGAGGUAGGAAAAGCACUUUGCCGCUUUGUGCACUCAUCUUCUCCCAGCUAUGGAGGAACAUAGGAGUAAUUGAGGAUAGACCCCCAAUACUAAUGCCUAAUUGCGAAUGGUUGAGAAAAACUGUUGGCGUGGUUGCUGCAAAGGACUUGCCCGAUGCACCUUCAGAGGAAGAGUUCAGACUUGGAUUGAGGAAUGGCUUGAUGCUUUGUAACGCACUAAACAAGGUUCACCCGGGUGCAGUGCCUAAGGUUGUUGUAAAUCCUGGAGAUUCAGUAAUUCUUCCUGAUGGAGCAGCCUUAUCAGCAUAUCAGUAUUUUGAGAAUGUCAGGAACUACCUUGUUGCGGGGCAAGAUCUGGGUCUUCCUGUAUUUGAAGCAUCAGACCUAGAACAGGUACUGAAACAUUCUCUUCGAACUACUAGAGCUGGCAUGGAGUUCAUGCAAAUGAAGUACUAUGAAGAAUUCAGCAAUCUUGGCCAGCAUCUGUAUAGCCUUGCUCAUGCUGCUUCAAACUAUAGCAAAGUUCUAAUGGAGAACAGAAAGCUGUACAAUCAAGUGCAAGAUCUUAGAGUUGCCUGACUGUUCAUGUUGAAGGAAAAGACUUGACAUCUGGAGCUAUACUCCGCGGAUGCAUGCACCUUGUUUUGAUCUUGCCGGAAGUGAAAGAGUUGAUAAAUCAGAAGUCACAGGAGAAAGGCUUAAAGAAGCACAACAUAUAAACAAGUCACUUUCUGCUUUAGGGGAUGUAAUAACUGCUGUAGCCCAAAAGAAUUCUCACGUUCCUUAUAGAAAUAGCAAACUCACUCAGCUACUUCAAGAUUCUCUCGGUAA
This is a messenger RNA of Asparagus officinalis (garden asparagus), 1105 nucleotides long. RefSeq names its product kinesin-like protein KIN-14F. Bases 368 to 853 code for a protein of 161 amino acids. Gene Ontology annotation, molecular function: microtubule motor activity; protein binding. The transcript has 8 exons. Gene Ontology annotation, biological process: microtubule-based movement. The record is from RefSeq and is a predicted model, not a curated record. NCBI's taxonomy places the organism in Eukaryota, Viridiplantae, Streptophyta, Magnoliopsida, Asparagales, Asparagaceae.